AGCCAUUUCGGCACCCAUCGUGCCCGAGGAGCUGCAAGUCCUGGGGCACGAAGGCCAUGGCGCUGCAGCUGGUGUCUCAAGGCAAUGCGGUGAACUUGAGGCUCCAGGCCGCGCGUCCCGUCUUUGGCAGAGGCGUCGAUCCGGACAAAGUUGCCACCACCCUGAACAGCGGCAAGAAGGAUGAUGUGCUGCCUGUGCUCCGGCACCUGACCUCGUCGGGCAAGGCCACCAUCGAGUCCCUUCAGGUGUCGGAGUGCAUUGGCAGGCUGCUGAGGCACAAGGACGGCCUGGUGGCCGCCGCAGCCGCGGAGGCGCUGGCGGCCUCCGGGGCCUCCGGGCAGCGCCACGAGGAGGCGUUGCUGCAGAUGUUGCUGCGGGAGGAGCCGGUGGUGCUGGCUGCCCUGUCCGCCCUGGGAAAGCUCAGUCCGAACAUCCAGCCCACGAGGAAGCCCCUGGUGGUGCGCCAGGUCUCCCAAUGCCUCCAGGGCUCCGCAGCCGUCCGGGGCCGUGCCCUGCGAACGCUGGCUGAGAUGAAGGCCACGCGGCAAGCCCUGGCAAUCCACGACCUGUUGCAGGAGGAGAAGGUGCCGGAGGUCCAGGGCGCCGCGGUGGAGGCAUUGGCGCAGCUGGCUGCCAUGACCCGGGAGGCGGAGAGCUGCUUCCCAGAAGAGGCGCGGGAAAAGCGGCUAGCGGAGAUGCUCUCGUCGCCGCGGCUGGUGUACUCGGCUCUGGUGGCCAUGGCGCAUCUGGGGCCGAAGGCGCCAAGCUCGCUGUUGGGCCCCGUGACGGCUCUCUUGACAGACAGUGACCUGAGCAUCCGCUAUGGAGCCGCCAUGGCGCUUGGCUCCAUGGCGGAGAUGGUGGCAGCCUCUCGAGCAACGAUCGACCAGCUCGUGGGCUUGCUGAAAGCUGACGACGUCAACGCGCGUGCGGCGGCCUGCUGCGCCCUGGCGCGCAUGGGCAAAGAGGCCCAGCCCAGCGCGGAGCUCGUGGCCACGCUGGUCACGGACAUGCAGGAGGCGCCCCCUCAGGCGCUAACGAGCGCCGGCAAGCGCGCGCCCCCGCAGAUGCUGCUGCCGCGAUGUGCGGCCAUCACUGCGCUGGGCGCCAUGGGCGCAGGCGACUACGCCAAGGCCGUGGCGCAGGGCCUGCUGGACAAGAACUGGCAGGUGAGGCUCAGCGCUGCCGAGGCUUUAGCCCAGCUGGGGGAGGCAGCUUCGAGCCACGCCAGCAGCCUCAUCGGCUGCCUGGGCGACGACUCCCAUCUGGUCCGCGCCGCCGCCUGCCGCGCGCUGGGGGCGCUGCGCAUGUCUGAGGCCUUGCCGGGCCUGGCCCAAGCCUUUGAGGAUGCCUCCGCGGUGGUGAGGUGUAGCGCGCUGAACGCGGCUGCGGAGUUGGUGCGGGAAGCUGAGGAGUACUGCCACGAAGUCUUCAAAGCCAUCACCGAUGAGCAGCCGGAGGUCCGUGCAGCUGCUGUGAGGUGCCUGGCACGACACGAGCGACUGGGACCCAACUACGCUGGGGUGGUGGCCACACUGCUCAUGGAUGGCAGUCCCGAAGUGAGGGCGGCUGCGGUGGCGGGCCUGGGCGCUCUGGGCGCCGCCGGCCGCAGUUUCGAGGAGGAGGUGAACGCAAUGUUGAACGACCCCAUCGACAUGGUGCGGCAGGCUGCUGCGGGAGCGCUGGAACUGCUGGGCCUGCGGUCGCCUUUGGCGCCCAUCAAGCCCUUGGCGGCGCGGAACCCCUCCGCCAUCAAGGCGGUGCUGGUGCCGCCGGACAACAAGGACCCAGUGGAGGGCCUCGGCGAGUACUACAAGAGCAUCAUGAUGAGAAAGUCAGACCUCGUGAAGAGCGGCAAGUGGAUCGACGACGAUGUCUUCUAGUUGGCGCACCGCGCCAGUGCGACGAAGCAAGCCGCAGUGUGAGCUAUGGGCCAAGUUUAGUGGCUGUCGAUUCUAUUGGAAACAGAAGCGGGUCUGAGGACUACACAUCAAUACCUCUCAAGCCAUGUUUAUGCUUUGCCUCGAUUGAGCAAAGUCUCACAAGCUGCUCUCCACAUAGUUUUCAACACAUCGAGCUGCUCUCUUGCCGAUCUCGUUUGAGAGGCGUGGAGGCAGAGAAGUCACAGGGCGCUGUAGGCAGCAUGAAUGCUGAGAGAGGCGCAGCAAAACACGACAGAA
Molecule: messenger RNA, 2180 nt
Organism: Effrenium voratum
Lineage: Eukaryota; Dinophyceae; Suessiales; Symbiodiniaceae
Source: the annotation of a GenBank genome assembly